GGAGUCGACGUUUUUUGAUUGGUUUGGAGAAUUGUGUCAUCCACCACCCCCAUUUGGGUUGUCCUCUCGCUGACUUCACUGGUGAAAGAAAGACCAUGGACACAGCUGGGAAAGUGAUCAAAUGCAAGGCUGCGGUGGCCUGGGAGGCUGGGAAACCCCUUUCCAUAGAAGAGGUGGAGGUGGCUCCACCCAAGGCCCACGAAGUCCGCAUCAAGAUCCACUCGACUGCGGUGUGCCACACGGAUGCGUACACCCUGAGUGGGGCCGAUCCUGAGGGCCUCUUCCCCGUCAUCCUGGGCCACGAGGGGGCCGGCACCGUGGAGAGUGUGGGGGAGGGCGUCACCAACUUCAAACCAGGGGAUGUGGUCGUUCCUCUGUACGUACCUCAAUGUAAAGAGUGCAAUUUCUGCAGAAACCCGAAGACCAAUCUGUGCCAGAAGAUCAGAAUCACCCAGGGCCAGGGUCUGCUGCCUGACAAGACCUCCCGCUUCACCUGCAAGGGCAAGCAGGUAUUCCAUUUCAUGGGGACCAGCACCUUCUCUGAAUACACCGUGGUGGCUGACAUCUCCCUGGCCAAAGUGAACGACAAGGCUCCGAUGGAUAGAGUUUGCCUGCUGGGCUGUGGCAUCUCCACCGGCUACGGAGCUGUGCUGAAUACUGCCAAGGUGGAGUCUGGCUCAACCUGCGCCAUUUUUGGCCUUGGCGCUGUGGGUCUUGCUGUCAUCAUGGGCUGCAAAGUAGUUGGAGCCUCCAGGAUCAUUGGCAUCGACAUCAACCCCGACAAGUUUGAGGUGGCCAAGCAGUUUGGAGCCACCGAGUGUGUGAAUCCCAAAGACCACAGCAAGCCCAUCCAGGAGGUGCUGGUGGAGAUGACUGACGGGGGAUUGGACUACACCUUUGAGUGCAUCGGCAACGUCGGCAUUAUGAGAGCUGCCCUGGAGGCUUGCCAUAAGGGCUGGGGUACCAGCGUCAUCAUCGGUGUGGCAGGAGCCGGACAGGAGAUCGCCACCAGGCCAUUCCAACUGGUCACCGGACGCACCUGGAAGGGAACUGCAUUUGGAGGCUGGAAGAGUGUGGAGAGCGUGCCUAAGCUUGUUGAAGACUACAUGAGCAAGAAACUCAAGGUGGAUGAGUUUGUUACACACACACUGCCCUUCGCCGAGAUUAAUGAGGCCUUUGAUCUCAUGCACCACGGAAAGAGUCUCCGCGCUGUCCUGAACCUCUGAAGUGCCAACACAGAGAGUGGUGCCUCCUUUCAGCCUUCACUUUUUUUUGUUAGUUUUGCUCCUGCUUUACAUCACAUAGCACUUAACCCAUGUGCACUUAAGACACCGUCCUUUUGGCAAGUUUAUGUUUCUUUUUGUUACAUCAAGGCAAAGCUGUUACAAUCACAACAGAUUAAAUUUGGUCAAGAAAAACAAAUGA
Engraulis encrasicolus (European anchovy) is the source of this 1425-nucleotide messenger RNA. RefSeq names its product alcohol dehydrogenase class-3. The record is from RefSeq and is a predicted model, not a curated record. The transcript is spliced from 9 exons. Gene Ontology annotation, molecular function: zinc ion binding; S-(hydroxymethyl)glutathione dehydrogenase [NAD(P)+] activity. NCBI's taxonomy places the organism in Eukaryota, Metazoa, Chordata, Actinopteri, Clupeiformes, Engraulidae. Gene Ontology annotation, biological process: formaldehyde catabolic process. Bases 96 to 1226 code for a protein of 376 amino acids. Gene Ontology annotation, cellular component: cytosol.